Dryobates pubescens (Downy woodpecker) is the source of this 1194-nucleotide messenger RNA. It is a transcript of the gene CCR10, whose product is annotated as C-C motif chemokine receptor 10. The record is from RefSeq and is a predicted model, not a curated record. The transcript is spliced from 2 exons. Bases 100 to 1194 code for a protein of 364 amino acids. Gene Ontology annotation, biological process: G protein-coupled receptor signaling pathway; immune response; chemotaxis. Gene Ontology annotation, cellular component: membrane. Lineage: Eukaryota; Metazoa; Chordata; Aves; Piciformes; Picidae. Gene Ontology annotation, molecular function: C-C chemokine receptor activity.
CACAGCUCUCGGUAUCGGCAGCAGCGCCGUGGUCAGACCACAACUCCACCACGCCAACGGCUCCAGAGCCACGGGCCAGGGGCAAGGUCUGGCUGCACGAUGCAGGAGCAGGUGACCCCCAGCCCCAUCGUGAUGGAGCCAACUGCCACCACUGACUUCUACCCCUGGGAGUACCACAGCUCGUGGGAGGAGGCCAUGCUGCCCGAGCUCUGUGAGAAGCAGGCAGUGCAGGACUUCGCCCGUGCCUACCAGCCUGCUGCCUACCUGCUGCUCUCGCUGCUAGGCGCAGUGGGCAAUGGGCUGGUGCUGCUCACUCACACUCGCUACCGCCGGGCACACAGUGUGACCGACAUCUGCCUGCUGCACCUUGCCCUGUCUGACCUCCUGCUGCUCCUCACCCUGCCCUUUGCCGUCACCAACACGCUGCAGGGCUGGUCCCCAGGCACGGCUGCCUGCAAGGCGCUGCAGGGCCUCUAUGCCCUCAACUUUUACAGCGGCUUCCUCUUCCUCACCUGCAUCAGUGUGGAUCGCUAUGUGGCCAUCGUGAGGGUGCCAGCUGCAUGCCGCCUGCGCCCCAGGGCUCGCCGCCACGGCUGGCUGACAGCAGGACUGGCCUGGCUGCUGGCACUGCUGCUGGCACUGCCCCAGUUUGUCUACGGCCAAGCGGAGCAGCACCAGGGUCUCCAGCUCUGCCGAGUCGUCUUCCCCAGCGCAGUGUCACGGGUGGCCCGGGGGACCACCAACGUGGUGCAGGUGGUGCUGGGCUUCGCAGUGCCCUUCCUAGUGAUGGUGAGCUGCUACGCCGCUGUGGCCCGAACGCUGCUGGCAGCUCGUGGUGCCCAGCCUCACCGAGCACUGCGGGUGCUGCUGGCCCUCGUGCUGGUGUUCGUGGCCCUGCAGCUGCCCCACAGCCUGAUGGUGCUGCUGGACACAGCUGAGCUGCUGGCCAGCUGGGAGGUGACCUGUGCCCAGAGCCGCCGCAAGGACCUGGCACUGCUGGUGACGGGCGGCCUGGCCUACCUGCGCUGCUGCCUCAACCCCCUGCUCUAUGCCUUCCUGGGCCAGCGCUUCCGCCGGGAACUGUGGCUGCUGGCAAGCGAUGCUGGCUGCGUGGGGCCCCUCGAGCCACGCUGCCCAGGCUGCCCCAGUCCCCGCCGGCGGGCGUCGCUCUCCACCUGCCAGGACAUUAUGUAG